AUUCUAGAAUCAGCAAAAUGGUUAAAGUUGUUCGAAAAUCAUCAAAGUUGUCGGCUCGACAAGAUUUGAAAAGUUUGGCGGCAAAGUCGAUCUCGAUUUCCCGCGAAGGAAAAGUAGAGGAGCCGAUCGUUGACGACCUUCUGCGGAAAUUAAAAGCGGCAGUUCCAGCUGUAAACGGAAGUAGUGAAGUGACGUCAUUGGAGAUAAUCCAACACGCGAUAUUUUAUAUCCACGAUUUAUGGUCGACAUUGAGUGACGAAGUUAUGACGUCAUAUCCUGUUAUACACCAGACAAGGUUGCAAGCAGUUUGAGAUGAAUACCUUUACUUCUAUGGGAGGAUCGGGUUCGGGAAGUUCCCAGAGGAUGAACGCGUGUGACGUCACGAAAUAUGACGUCAGAGCAUAUAUCAGUGACAUCAUAAUGGCGACCACAAGAAAACGAAGGGCGUCUUCAAGUGGAUUUAGAUAUCGAAAUUGUUGGUCGCCAGUGGGCGGUAGUGAAUCGUGUUUGUUUCGCGAGAAUGGAUUUUAUUAUGACGUAAUAAACACUCUUGUCAUAAAACCGCGACAUGAUUAUUACAUGCACUGAUAAUACAGACAACUCUUUAUUAAACAUAACCUCAAAGUCGAUGUUGAGUUCAAUAAAGUUCAACUAUAUUUAGUUUACCUUGUACAUAAGCAACUACCAACGGUGUAAUUAGUUAUUGUGCAAGCAGGAAGAUGCGAUCAACGGGUAUUUGGUUCCUAACAAUUCAUGCGAGCGCGAGAAAUGUUUAAAAUAAAACAAUGUAGCAUCCAAAAAA
Ciona intestinalis (vase tunicate) is the source of this 802-nucleotide messenger RNA. NCBI's taxonomy places the organism in Eukaryota, Metazoa, Chordata, Ascidiacea, Phlebobranchia, Cionidae. The record is from RefSeq.